This is a messenger RNA of Sciurus carolinensis (gray squirrel), 6085 nucleotides long. RefSeq names its product collagen type XXIII alpha 1 chain (gene Col23a1). The record is from RefSeq and is a predicted model, not a curated record. Bases 362 to 2047 code for a protein of 561 amino acids. The transcript is spliced from 29 exons. Lineage: Eukaryota; Metazoa; Chordata; Mammalia; Rodentia; Sciuridae.
CCAGGUGAAGGCUGAGGGCGCGCUGCGCACUGGGUCAGCCUGGCUCACACGGGUGACUCCCAGGAGCCAACUCCCUUCUCGCCCCCGCCCCUCGCUGAGCGGGGACGGCCAGGCCGCUCCUCCCCUGGGUGGGUCCGGGCUCCUUUUCUGGCAGGGUCUAUUUGCAUAGAGGAAACUGUCCAAAGUGGCCGCUGUGGAGGAGCUGGCGAAGGAGAAGGGGGCGUGCGCCGUGAUCCGCUACUACUCGGAGGCCAAGCCCAGCGCCGGGUCGACCUCGUGCCUCGGGCUCUCCUGUGCGCUCAUUCUGCGGUCCUAGUUCUUAGCGGUCCCAGUCGGACAGUCCCCGCGGGACGAGCGCGCCAUGAGCCUGGGCGAUUGCGCCGGUGGUGGCGGCGGCUGCGGCGACGAGGCGCAGAAGAGCAGCCCGGCUGGGAGCGGCGGCGGCCGAGGGCGCCCCGCGACGACCGUCGGGUCUCGGGCGGUGAGCGCGUUGUGCCUGCUGCUCUCCGUGGGCUCGGCGGCCGCCUGCCUGCUGCUGGGCGCCCAGGCGGCCGCGCUGCAGGGCCGAGUGUCGGCGCUCGAGGAGGAGCGUGAGCUCCUGCGGCGCUCGGGGCCGCCGGGCACCCUGGACGCCUGGGCCGAGCCGCACCUGGAGCGCCUGCUGCGGGAGAAGUUGGAUGGACUUGUCAAGCUCCGAACUGUGCGGGAAGCUCCAUCCGAGUGCAUCUGUCCCCCAGGUGCCCCUGGACGGCGUGGCAAGCCCGGAAGAAGAGGCGACCCUGGUCCUCCAGGGCAAUCAGGACGAGAUGGCUACCCGGGACCCCUGGGUCUGGAUGGCAAGCCCGGACUUCCAGGCCCCAAAGGGGAAAAGGGUGCACCAGGAGACUUUGGCCCCCGGGUAAGAAUGGAGCACCACCUCCCUCACCCACCCCACAUGGGGGAUCAAGGGCAAGAUGGAGCUACUGGGCCUCCAGGGCCCCCUGGACCACCUGGGGCCCGAGGUCCUCCUGGCGACACUGGAAAAGAUGGCCCCAGGGGACCUCAAGGCCCAGUGGGUCCCAAAGGAGAGCCUGGACAAGACGGGGAGAUGGGCCCCGAGGGACCCCCAGGGUCCAAGGGUGAGCCUGGCAUUCCAGGAAAGAAGGGGGAUGACGGGAUGCCCAGCCAGUCAGGGCUCCCUGGGCCCCCAGGGCCCAAGGGCGAGCCAGGGAAUGUGGGGCCCCAAGGAGAGAAUGGCAUGGACGGUGCCCCAGGACCUAAGGGGGAGCCUGGCCACCGAGGCACAGAUGGAGCUGCGGGGCCCCGGGGUCCCCCAGGGCUCAAGGGUGAGCAAGGAGACACUGUGGUGAUCGACUAUGACGGCAGGAUCUUGGAUGCCCUUAAGGGUCCUCCUGGACCACAGGGAGCCCCGGGGCCACCAGGGAUCCCUGGAGCCAAGGGUGAGCUUGGAUUGCCUGGCGCCCCAGGAAUCGAUGGAGAGAAGGGUCCCAAAGGACCAAAAGGAGACCCAGGAGAGCCUGGGCCAGUUGGACCCAAAGGGGAAGCAGGCGAGAUGGGCUUGUCUGGACUUCCAGGUGCUGACGGCCCCAAGGGAGAGAAGGGAGAGUCAGCAUCUGACAACCUACAGGAGAGCCUGGCCCAGGUCAUAGUGGAACCAGGGCCCCCAGGGCCCCCCGGGCCCCCCGGCCCCAUGGGCCUUCAGGGAAUCCAGGGUCCCAAGGGCUUGGAUGGAGCAAAGGGAGAGAAGGGCACAUCAGGAGAAAGAGGCCCAAGUGGUCUGCCCGGGCCAGUUGGCCCACCCGGCCUUAUUGGGCUGCCAGGAACCAAAGGAGAGAAGGGCAGACCCGGGGAGCCAGGACUAGAUGGUUUCCCUGGACCCCGGGGAGAAAAAGGUGACCGGAGUGAACGUGGAGAGAAGGGGGAACGAGGUGUUCCAGGUCGAAAAGGAGUGAAGGGCCAGAAGGGAGAGCCAGGACCACCAGGCCUCGACCAGCCAUGUCCUGUGGGUCCUGACGGGUUGCCGGUGCCUGGAUGCUGGCAUAAGUGAUCCUCAGGUCCAGCUCACAACUUGUACAGAUCCGUGUGGACAUUUUUAAUUUUUGUAAAAACAAAACAGUAAUAUAUUGAUCUUCUUUCAUGGGAUGCACCACCUGUGGCCUUGUAACAAUCGAGAGUGUGCCACCCAGUCCCAGAACCAUCAGCAGGUGAAGCCAGCAGAAAUGUGGACGAGCCAAGCCAGGGGAAUUGUGUACUCAAGGGGCAUCCGUGGGGCUUGGUUUUCCCAGGAAGGAGACGAAGGUGAAAGUGCCUGGCUCAGGUGAGGCUGGAAAGACACUGGGUUGGGCCUUCAGUCACCUGAUUAGCAAGACUCACUGCUGUCCCCUUACGCCCUGGAGGCCCCGGUCACAAUGUACCCAAGGAUGCUCAUACAGCAUCUGCAGCUGCUCUGACCUCUUCAGCCUCCAGACUCAAUCACCACCAGCUGCCCCCGGACCGUGGGUUCCCCAGAAUAGGACAAGACUCCCAUCAGCAAUUACAUUUGGACCUAGGGGACAGUCUGUGGAAAGCAUCCCAAGAAGGUCCAACCCCACCAAGUUCCAUAGGCCUCAGAAGCCAGCCUGUUGUGAGAAUAUGCAUCCUCUGGCCAUAAGCAGUAGCCAAACUCUGCAACUGCACAAUGUGGAACCAGCUGUGAGGAGCCUGUUGUCCCUGAGUGUGCAGGGAUCCCCAGAUUGCACCGGCUACCACUUCCUGUCUCUCACCACAUCACCCAUAGGGACAGGAAGGGACUUUCCUGACCCUGAAGAGAUAAACCUUCAGCUCAGAAUUUGGGUUUCACUGCCCUCAAAGUCUCCUGCUCAAAAUACUGAUCAGCCUGGCAGAAAUGGGUCUUGCAGUGAGUCUUACAUACUCAGCAACCUGCAAAGCUGGUCCCCAGCAGGCCUGAGCAGGGGGCCUAUGACCAAGUCUGCCACACUCUGAUGAAAGGCAAACCAUACCUAACAAAAGUUUCCAGUCCUAGCUAUUCACCUCUCCUCUCUGUGUAGCUGGGCAUCACUGUGUAACAAACCAUGAAUGUGUAUCUCGGUGUGCCUGUCCUUGCAGGCUGGCCCCAGGCACUUCUGGCUGAGGUUUCACCCUGGACAUUGCAAGCUGGGGAAGGAGAAAGGGACUGUUCCUGGGUUGAAGUCAUCCCAGAAACCAGAGGAGGUAGCUCAGGAUCAGGGCAGAGACUGGUGGAGAGUUAAGAACAUAGGCUCAAGGCUGGGUCUUGCCACACACCAGCAGCACCCUCAGGCUAGUCACUUCAUGUUACCAAACCCCCUGUGUGAUUCUCUGCUGCGGUUACCAGUGACUGCUGCAUAAAAAAAAAUUGCCCCGAAACUUGUUUCCUUAAAGUAUUGUCUGUUUCUGUUUCUCUCUUGCAGUUCUGAGGGUUAAUGGGGUUGGCUGGGUGGUUCUCACUGAAAGUCUCCCACAUCUGUUGGUUGAUGUUGUCCAUGAUGGUCAGAACAUCUGUCCAUGGACUUUCUGUGUGGCCUGGGCUUCCUCACAGCAUGGUGGCUAGAUUCCAAAGUGAAUGAUCCAGGUAGAAACUGUCACCUUUUAUGCCCAAGCCUCCAAAGUUAUACGGUGUUACUUUCUGCCAGAGUCAGAGGUUCACCCAAUUAGAGAAUAGAGAGGUAGACUCCACCCUUUCAAUGAGAAAAAUGUCGACAUCAUAUUUUAAGGAGAAAAUGUGGGACAGUAUAUCUUGUUGCAGUUAUCUUUGAUAAUGCCACCUACCACCUCAUCUGUAAAAGGGGACAGCAUUACGUAUCACUCAGAUAAUGGUUCAGGGAGGAUCAACUUGUGGAAUACAGGAAGAAUCUAGGACUCUGACACUCUGACACUCUGAAGCACUUGGGACUCAGAUUUUCCUCUCUUCUCCCCACUCUAAGACCAAGUGAAAGCCACAGUCUUGCAAAGCAGUUCCAUAGCUCUAAUGCCAACUGGGUCUUGUAAUAUCCCUAAGGGAAGGACCCAGCAAAUAUGCCCAUUUUACAGAGGACAAAACCAAGCACAUCCAUGGUAGAGUGUCUCCCACAUUCUUUCUCCAAGGCCUGGGGCCUAGGAGGACUACAAUAUAGGUAGUUCCCCCCACCCCAUAAGACCCACAAAUGAACGGCGUCCUUGCUAAGCACAGCAGCCCAGCCACACAUGGGGUAAGGAAGGAGAAAUAUGUCAAAUCCCCAUCUCUGUCCUCUUAAGGAGCUGGUAAUAAGUAGCAGACCAUGCUGCUUGGCCAGUCUACUGGGUCACCAGGGAAGCCAGAAGUAGGAAAAGGAGGAGAAACACAGUGAACUUGAUGACUGGUGGAGACUGCUGGGUGUCAGUGCCUCCUUUUGAGUUCCACAUCUGCACUUGACAGCAAUUCACUCCUCCCUCCACCCAAGAACCUCGCUUGAUACCAUCCCCAGCCUUGUGAGGGAUGGGGCUUAUGGAGUAGGUAACACUAUGUCCAUUUUCCAUGUGGGAAAACUGCCCAAGGAUGCACAGCCAGGAUGGAGUGGCAGGCUUGGACCCAGGCUCUUGGGUAUCCUCCAAUUUGUCUUUAGUACGGUAUGGAAUCUGCUAGGCAGCCCUGUGAUGCUGGGUGCCUGGCAGGUAGAUCUUUGUGGGGAUAGAAGCCAUGUUUUUCCCCUAGACAACCAAGGGGGUUGAUUUCCUGCCCCCAUUGGAAUGGAUGGGGCCAUUCUUGGCUCGCUGCUGCCCCCUUGUGUCCUCAUGCCUCUUAUCCUCCAGUAUGUAAACAACUGCAAACAUCAAAAUGUAGAACCUGCUGAGUCAGCUCCGCGUGAGGAAGGAGAGGCUGUGGGAAAUUGAAUGACUAGUUCAAGAUCCCAGCUGAGACACUGCAGAGCGCCUUGCCUCACCGCUGAGCCUCAAGGAACGAGAGGGGGGCUUCAGGGCUCCCUGCCAAGAAGGGCAGCUCUGCUUCAAACUAUUCCCUUGGGAAAGACAUAGAAGCACAUUUACUGAGAGCUAAACUAACCACAAGGACCACUAUACCCUUUUACAGAUGAACCUGAGGCCUGGGAGAGGUGGGCUUACCCAGAUCUACUUCCUCCUCAUCCUAUGAUACCACUAGAAACGCAGGGGAUGCUUCGGGUUGUCACAAUGAUUAGGGGCCAUUCCUGACAUUCAGUGAGCAGAGCCAGGGACAGCAAACAUUUGAAAUUCACAGGACAGUUCUGCCAACAACAAAUCAUCUCACUAAGAAUGCCAGUUGAGAAACACCAUGCCCCAGAUUCAAGUCUUGGCUCAGCCCCUUCCUCCCAUCCCAUGCCUUCUUGGCUUCCAAUGCAGCUCUGAAGGACAAGCAUGAGAUAAUGGGCAGGGGAGUUCUUAGCAUGGGGCCAGAGGCAGAAAGGAGAAGGGAGAAGGUGAAGCUAUAGAUCAUCUAGCCCAGGUAAUGUCCCAGUCUGGUGUGACCUCAACUGCAUCAGCCCCCAUCCUAGAUAUAUCCUGGGUGUAAGAUGUUAGCUGAGCCUGGCUACAGCCUUCUACACUCUACCCCAUGGUAGGAAAACCUGACUACUCUGAGCUGCCCUGGCUUAUGAAUGUGGCUGAACUUUAGGCUGUAAGACAACAGCAAAGAUGGAGAUCAGGCAGGAUUCUCUCUCUCUCUCUCUCUCCUUCUCCCUUCUUCCACCACCCCCUCCUCCCUCAACAAACACAUACGACAUUAAAAUCCAAAACUACAGGGCAUAGAGGAACAUGGGUCUCUCCAGCAAACAGGAAGAGCCAAUACAUUGAGACAACCACUGACCACAGUCCCACUCACACACACACACACAAGGGUCCUUGACCCUCAGAAAAGAAGUGCAUGCCACAAGCAAUUAACCUCUCGUGGUUAAUUUAGAAUUUUUUCAAGAAGUACAGUUACAAAUAAGAUACUUCACUCAGUUCAGGAAGAUGACAAAGUUCUGUGUAUGGAUGGUGGUGAUGGUUGUACAACAAUGGGAAUGUACUUAAUGUCACAGAAUUGUACCAUUAAAAUGGCUAAAACGGUAAAGUUUGUUAUGUAUAUUUUACCACAAUA